AUGGGGUCGGUCCGCCUCAAGAAGGCCAAUUCCUCGACGUUGAUCCUGGGAGCGGUGCUUUGCAUCUUCAUCAUCAUCUUCCUCGUCUCGCCCUCGAGCCCCGCCUCCACCGGCCGCCUGUCCACCAUCGUCUCGGCCCAGCAUCACCUAUCGCCCCCUACCUCGCCGUACCAGAGCCCGCGGUCCGGUGCUGUCCAGGGCCCUCCGCCGGUUACGCGAUACAAUCUCAACAAGGUCACCGUCACGUCCGACCCCAUUCGGAACCAGGAACACAUCCUGAUCCUGACGCCCAUGGCCAGGUUCUACCAGCAGUAUUGGGACAAUCUCUUGCACCUCAGCUACCCCCAUGAGCUGAUCACUCUGGGCUUCAUCCUGCCCAAGACCAAGGAGGGAAACCAGGCGACGUCUCUUCUGCAACAGCAGAUCCAAAAGACGCAGCAUGGCCCCGAGAAGGACCGCUUCAAAAGCAUCAUCAUCUUGCGCCAAGACUUUGACCCUGCCGUGGCGUCCCAGGACGAAAGCGAGCGCCACAAGCUGGGCAACCAAAAGGCCCGCCGUGAGGUCAUGGCCAAGGCACGCAACUCACUACUCUUCACGACACUGGGCCCGUCCACCUCAUGGGUGCUGUGGCUCGACGCCGACAUUGUCGAGACUGCGCCCACGCUGAUCCAAGAUCUUGCGGCCUUCGACAAGCCCAUCAUCGUUGCCAACUGCUUCCAGAAAUACUACGACCCUGAGACCAAGAAAAUGGCUGAGCGGCCGUACGACUUCAACAGCUGGCAGGACAGCGAGAAUGCGCUCAAGAUGGCGGAGCAGAUGGGCCCGGAUGACAUCCUGCUCGAGGGCUACGCUGAGCUCGCAACAUACAGAACUCUUCUUGCGUACAUGAGCACUCCCGGUGGCAAACCGGACCUGGUGGUACCCCUCGAUGGAGUUGGCGGCACCGCGUUGCUGGUCAAGGCUGACGUGCACCGUGAUGGAGCCAUGUUCCCUGCUUUUUCCUUCUACCACCUGAUUGAGAGCGAGGGUUUCGCCAAGAUGGCCAAGCGAUUAGGGUGGCAGCCGUAUGGGCUUCCCAACUACAAAGUCUACCAUUAUAAUGAGUAA
Messenger RNA from Trichoderma aggressivum f. europaeum, 1107 nucleotides. Its product is annotated as CAZyme family GT62. The record is from RefSeq and is a predicted model, not a curated record. Bases 1 to 1107 code for a protein of 368 amino acids. Gene Ontology annotation, cellular component: mannan polymerase complex. The transcript has 2 exons. Gene Ontology annotation, biological process: protein N-linked glycosylation; cell wall mannoprotein biosynthetic process. NCBI's taxonomy places the organism in Eukaryota, Fungi, Ascomycota, Sordariomycetes, Hypocreales, Hypocreaceae. Gene Ontology annotation, molecular function: alpha-1,6-mannosyltransferase activity.